AAAACACCCAGAUACAAGUUAAUAAAUUUUAUUUUUUUAUAAUUUAUAUUUUUCAGAGUUCAGAUAAUGCAUAGAAGAGUUAUCAGGCUUUCAAUAAUUAUUGACAGCAGAGUUACUAUGGAUGACAAUGAUGAUUUCAAUGAUGUCACUGUUCCUUACAAUUCUCAGUGGCAUGUUUCGCUUAAUAAGCUUAUAGAGACUUUGAACGUUACAGAAAAAGGACAAGAAACAGUGAAGAAAAUAGUAACAGAAUAUUUGCCAACAUGUCCUAUAAAUUUACUCGAAGAAAAUAUCCUUCGCAAGACAUGUCCUUACUUGAAGCGAAUAAUCUACGAGCUGAUCGACGAGAUUGAAGCCAACUUAGAAGACCCGGAGAUUGCUGGACAUUUAGUGCCCACGUCUUUCGACUCUCAGCUGAUCGAGUGCAAGAAUCUUCUCACCCGGUGGGAAGAUAUUUUGAAGCACGUGGCAAACCUGGAAGAAGUAAAGCCUUCUGAUGUGGUCAGUCUUUUAGAACAUUUUCCUGGGAUUGUUAUCAAAAUUUGUCUUCACUGCAAAGAAAAGCGAUCGAGCUAUCCAAACCACUCGCUUCCGUUGCUGCUGCAGGAUAUUUAUCGCGACACUUGCUCGAAUGUUAAGAUUUUUUGUGGUUUCAUCUAUAAAUCUUUGUACAUUCAGAGUGAGGAUUCAACUCUGCUUAAAAAUCUGAUCAAAGAUUUGGGAGAUAUCGCUUCGACUACCACAUAUUUCGUAACUACUAUGAUUCAAUCUUGGAAAACUUUUGGAAAGCUUGUAUGGGAGUCCUCCGCGAUUAUCAAAGAUGAUGGAGAGAUUCGUGGAUUGGUCACAAGUAACUUUAAAAAUAUUACCAGUAAUAUUAUUUGGAUCUAUGAAAAUAUGACGCAUAUAUUAAUAUGUCCGCAGCACCUUGACAAUUUUGUUAUUUAUUGCUUUUUCUUCAAACACCCUCUCGACUUCUCAUAUAUUCUUAUAAUGUUAAUAAAUAACUUAUAAAAAAAUGGAUGGUAAAAAUAUUGAUUGCCUUUUUUUUACGUACUUCAAAAAUUACUUGAAAUUUCAUGCUUCUAGACCAGAAUACCCCCUAAAUAAAUAUUAUUAUUUUAGAAAACAAGUGAAGAUGAUUCUAAAGGAGCGAAAUGUAUGAAUUUAUUACUGGAAAUACUUUAUAAAUUUCAUAGAAACUACGUAAAUGAUGAUGUACUUAAUUCAAGCUUAAAUCAUCAAUGGGUUCGCGAGAUGGUAUCUUUUCUUUUUCGACUCUCUGGUUUCUACGCUACGAAAAUGUUUGUAAAAAAUUUGCCAGGAAAACCACAGAGUAAAUCCAUAUUCUCUCUCAAUUGGAUAAAUGCGUUUAACUAUUACUAUAAAAACUGUGAAACCUUGCAUGAGGAAUUUAAAAAUAGAGAAGAAGAAAUGGCGAGCGCGGAUUUUGAAUACCUAGUGGGAUAUCAUGUAACUUUACUCAGAAGUAAUCUUGAUGCUGAUGAAAAAAUUAAAAUAGCCAUUAAUAAUUUAAUUUACUUUAAUGAAGAGUGUAUGACAACCAGAGUAAAAAUACCUGAUGGCUGUAAUAUCAAUAAUGUAGAACCAGAAUUAAUCAGUAUUUAUCAUUUUACAUUGAAAAAACUUUGUUGUUGCAUUGUUGAAGCGAAAUUUAAGGAUCUAGAAUUGUUUAUUUUUAAGAUUUUAUUUAGUGAAAAAUUUUGGCCUUCGCUGCUUUGCUUCGAUAUUUUGAAAUAUUUGUACAGGUAUUCUGAAGGUGAAUUUGCUUUGUCUCACAUAAAAAUUCUCUCGGAAGUCUACGAAAAGUUCCACUUACGAGAGUCGACUAGCCUCGGAGUAACAUUGAUUAGCAAGCUGAUAAUUUACGGCUACACAUUUAUGGGUGAUGAUAACCAGAAUACGUUCCAUGAAAUAUGUCAGAGCCCAGCCACUCUUUUACUAAUUUUAAAGUCGCCUAAAAUAGUCAACUCACGAGAAAAACUUCUGACAGCCUAUAAAAAAUUGAUGCCAGUCAAGUCAUUUGAUUUGUCGCAGGCUCACCAGGAAUUACGACUUCAACCUUCUGUCAAAAAUUGGAUCAACUUUGUGAAUGUAUUAACUUUAAAAAGUAUCGAUAAAAUAGAUGACAACCCAGAUAUCACGAGCGACCUUCAGAAAAUACUCCAAUCAAUUCUCGAUACACUCAAUCAAGUCCACGAUGAAUUCCAACAGCGCAUUAUGUACGAUUUAAUAUUGAUAAUACUUAAUUGUACGAUUUUUAAAAGAUCUACCGACAUGAGUGCUUUCAACUGGAAUGUUUUGCAGGUUCUCGCUAAGGAGAUAGUUCAUACGAUAAAAUUACCCGAGAUCUAUUUGGUCGAUGUCUGUCAUUUCAUAAAAAGAAAUUCAAAGAUACUGAAGAUACCUUCGGGACAAGUAGAUGCGAGGGUUGUAAUGAUUAACUUGAUGUGUUAUUUAUUGAGCAGCAGUUUGGCUAUAGUUCAUCAAGAAGCGCUGGAAACCUUCGAGUACAUUGUCGAGAAGGGAGCCGACGAAGACUUUAUUUUGAAAUUAGGCGCAACUAUCACCAAAAAGUACAAUUUACUGGAAGUUGUUCCGAAUUAUUUGAAAAAACGCAGUGUCAAAAAGUUAUCUCGUGAAUUUACCGAUAUUAAUGAUUAUUUAAAAAUAUUUACAGAAAAUGUGGAUAAAUUAUCGAGCGCUCACAAAUGUUUUAUUGAAGAAACACGGGAAAGAGAGAAAAAAAUAGCGAAAAUAAUUCCUGAUUCUGUUGAUCAGCAGGCGAGUAAAAUUAUUGAUGAUUUAAUAGAUGUUAUUGAUAAUAAAUAUAAUUUAAGCGUAAAUAUCCUCGAAAAAUUGACUGAAGCUUGUCUUAAAUUUAUAGAUAAAUGA
Molecule: messenger RNA, 2916 nt
Organism: Cotesia congregata
Lineage: Eukaryota; Metazoa; Arthropoda; Insecta; Hymenoptera; Braconidae
Source: the annotation of a GenBank genome assembly